AAGGCACCCCCAUGGCCGAACAGUAUCCGACCAUCCUGCAGACCGCGGUCUUGGGUACGGCAUUCAAAGUCUUACUAUGGCCGGCCUACAGAUCGACAGACUUUGAAGUGCAUCGUAACUGGCUUGCGAUCACGCACUCCUUACCACUUAAACAAUGGUACUUCGACAAGACUUCAGAGUGGACACUCGAUUACCCACCGUUCUUCGCCUACUUUGAAUUAUUUCUGUCACAAUUGGCACGCUACGUCGAUCCGAAGAUGCUUCAAAUUAACAACCUUGGCUACGAUAGUUGGCAGACUGUCCAUUUCCAGCGGGCUACCGUGAUCGUCACCGAGCUGGUGCUUGUCUAUGCGCUAUCCCUGUUCGUGCAAUCAACACCAGCUGGGUCGAGAAAGCAGAGUCAUGCGGCUGCGCUGUCGAUACUUUUGAGCCCAGGCUUGCUCAUCAUCGAUCACGUCCAUUUCCAGUACAACGGUCUCCUCUACGGCAUCCUGCUUCUGUCGGUUGUUUUGGCCCGCAAGCCCACGGGCCUACUUCCAAGCGGCCUCAUCUUUGCCGCUCUGUUGUGUCUGAAACACAUAUACCUGUACCUCGCACCCGCUUACUUCGUCUAUCUCUUACGAACAUACUGCCUUGGACCACGGUCGAUUUUUGACGUCCGAUUCAGUAACUGCAUCAAACUUGGAGUCGGUAUCGCCGUGGUCGCGCUCCUUGCAUUCGGUCCCUUUAUCUACUACGGACAGAUAGAGCAAGUGAUGAGCAGGUUGUUCCCGUUUUCGAGAGGACUCUGCCAUGCUUAUUGGGCGCCAAACGUCUGGGCAAUGUACUCCUUCACCGAUCGGAUCUUAAUCUACGCCGCGCCUUACCUCAAGCUGCCGGUCAAUCUCGAGGCGGUGAACAGUGUUACUCGAGGCCUCGUCGGAGACACCUCGUUCGCCGUACUCCCAGAAGUCGCACCAAGAGUCACUUUUGUACUCACUUUGGCCGCUCAGCUGCCGGCAUUGGCCAAGCUCUUCUUCCGACCAACAUGGGAUAACUUCGUCGCCGCUCUCGCACUUUGCGGCUAUGCAUCGUUCCUCUUCGGCUGGCAUGUCCACGAGAAGGCGAUAUUGCUCGUCAUCAUACCUUUCAGUCUGCUCGCGCUCAAAGAUCGACGUUACCUUGGCGCCUUCAGACCGCUGGCUGUCAGUGGUCACGUGAGCCUAUUUCCCUUGCUGUACACACCAAUGGAGUUUCCCAUCAAGAUGGUGUACGCUGUUGCGUGGUUAGUCAUAUUCCUCAUGUCGUUUGACAGACUAGCACCCGCAUCUGAGAAGCCAAGGAUAUUCCUGCUCGAUCGUUUGUCACUGCUCUACAUUGGAGUUGCGGUUCCACUCAUAGCUUACUGCGCACUUGCGCAUGAGCUGCUGUUUGGCGAGCGGUACGAGUUUCUUCCGUUAAUGUUCAUCAGCUCGUACUCAGCCGUCGGCGUGGUGGGGAGCUGGAUCGGGUUUCUUGUAGUCUUUCUCACAACAUAGACGAGCCAAAUCAGCGAUCUGGUCGCAUUGCGACAGUAUUCCAUAUUACCGCAGGAUUACUUCAACAUCUGGUUGUCGCGAGAGAUGUCGAGCGUCGUGGUUGUAAGCUCUGAGACUGUGGCGCGUAAAUUACAAGUGGUGGGCAUGAUAUACGGAGCAGUGAAUGACUAUGUUGUGAAGAGGCACGCCAUGUUGCAUAAUGUGUUGCGCCACAGACAUCGCGAUACUUGGAAGAGCAACAACGGGCUAAAACCGGCAUGAUUCAUCUGGCGUGGAAACAUACAGGUACGCCGGGCAGGAGAAGCAAAAGGAGAGUGGUUGUUCAAUCACGUCGCAUGGUGUGGACCGC
Messenger RNA from Baudoinia panamericana UAMH 10762, 1866 nucleotides. RefSeq names its product glycosyltransferase family 57 protein. Lineage: Eukaryota; Fungi; Ascomycota; Dothideomycetes; Mycosphaerellales; Teratosphaeriaceae. The coding region runs from base 12 to 1517 and encodes 501 amino acids. Gene Ontology annotation, biological process: protein N-linked glycosylation. The transcript has 5 exons. The record is from RefSeq and is a predicted model, not a curated record. Gene Ontology annotation, cellular component: endoplasmic reticulum membrane. Gene Ontology annotation, molecular function: dolichyl pyrophosphate Glc1Man9GlcNAc2 alpha-1,3-glucosyltransferase activity.